AUUCACACACCCUUUCAUCUCUCUCUCUCUCUAUAGAUUACUGAACAACUUUUCAACUUUUUAAUGCUUUCUACUGAAGUCCUCUCUCUCAGAUCCUUCUUAGCUCUUCUUCUCUAACCUUCUUUCAGUUAACUGAAUCUUGAUUUCAUUUCUUCUUAGUCCUCUCCAUUUUAUGAUUCACUAGUGGAGGGUUUAGGGCUUUUACCAUCUUCUUGAAUUCUGGUAAAGGAACAAACUUUUUUUUAGGGACAUGAUUCAGUUACUGUUUCUGGUUCUGUUCGUGGAGGGUGCGAUUGCAUUCUUGCUGCUGAUUAAGAUUGGCCCAUUGAGGGAGCUUGUGAUUAAAAGCCUUGACCAGAUGAAGAUGGGGAAAGGUCCUGCCACUGUGAAAACCAUAGCUGGAACCAUGUCUGUGAUCCUCUUGUCUAAUCUCAUGAGCAUUGUUAAGAUCCAGAACAAAGGUGCAAAGCUUGGGACAAUGUCUCCCAUGGAUCAGGUUCUUUGGAGAACCCACUUGCUUGAAGCUUCUCUAAUGGGAGUCGUACUUUUUCUCGGUUUCAUAAUUGACAGGAUGCACCACUACCUCAGAAAGCUAAUCAAUCUAAGAGGCAACGUUGGUUCAUCUAAGGAAGAACUUGAAGAGCUCCAGAAAGAGAGAACCGAACUAAAGGAGAAAGAGGACAAAGCGUCCAAAGAAAUCAAGCAGCUGCAAGAAAAGCUGUCAUCUAUGACAGAGAGACUUAAGAAAGCAGAGACCGAGUCUAAAGAGAAAGAGAAGAAGCUGGAAACCGCUGAAACACAUGUCACGGCUCUCCAGAAACAAUCUGCAGAGCUGCUUCUGGAGUAUGAUAGAUUGCUAGAAGACAAUCAAAAGCUACAAAGCCAAAUUUUGGGACAAACAAAAGGCUGAUGUUUAGAUUGUCAUUUAACAAGUGCUUAGUUUUUUUCUUUUCUGGAAAGUGAACAAUGGUGAAUUGGUGACUGAGAAGAGAGAUUUUCGUUAAUGGAGGAUUCCUUGCAUCCUCUUUGUUUUCAGUAUAAGAAUGUUGGGUGGCUUCUGAAACCUGUACUUGGUAUCUCUAGGAACUCUUUGCAAUGUGUCAGACAGUUUUAUCAAAACCCUGUUUGAGUAUGACAAACGAAGAUCAU
Molecule: messenger RNA, 1149 nt
Organism: Eruca vesicaria subsp. sativa (arugula)
Lineage: Eukaryota; Viridiplantae; Streptophyta; Magnoliopsida; Brassicales; Brassicaceae
Source: the annotation of a GenBank genome assembly